Molecule: messenger RNA, 843 nt
Organism: Thermothielavioides terrestris NRRL 8126
Lineage: Eukaryota; Fungi; Ascomycota; Sordariomycetes; Sordariales; Chaetomiaceae
Exons: 4
Coding region: 1-843 (280 amino acids)
Source: RefSeq, a predicted model, not a curated record
AUGUCAGCUCGCGGCAACCCCUCUCCUGCCUCGCCGGCCAACGAGGUCUUGACCUUCGCGGCCAUUGUUGAGAAAUGCGAGAAAACGAACAUCGCGAUCGAAGAGAUGAAGAAGCUGGCUCCGGCGCGCGAUGUUGAGCUGAGGAAUGCCGGCAACACUCCCCCCAUUAAGUGGGAUCGCCAGGGCUACUGCGAGGCCGCGCUGAUGCAGGCCACUGGCCAAGAGGCCGAGAACCCGUGCGAGAGAUGCGCAGAAGGCAAGGGGAGAUUUGUCGGAUGCGUUGUCUCCCCAAUUGCUGGCAAGGGGGCUUGCGCCAACUGCAAGUUCACCAGCAGGGAAAAGACAUGUUGUUCCCUCUACGCCGGGAACAACGACGACAACUCCGCCGAACCCGCCACGAGGAACAAACGUGCGCGUGACGAGGCCGAGGAGGACGCUCCCCGCCCUGCUCCGGUUCCUGCCGGGGCAGCUUCACGCCCGCGCCCCAGGACUCGUCGGAGCGCGGAAGUGCCAGACGCCGCACCUCCCCCCCGCGGCCCCUCCCGCAACGCGGCGGCUGGAGAAGGCCCCAGCCGCCGCCCCGGGAGCGCUCGCACUUCCGCCGCAAGGAGGGCAGACGCCGCGCCGAGGGCAGCCGCGGGAAGCCGGGUUGAUGCACCCGGCGAUGCCGAGGGGGCUGGGGCUGGCCACGAGGAGCCAAGCUACCAGCAGCUCCUCAGCUUUCUCGUCCCCGCCAUGGCCUCAUCCCAUGGCUGGUCUGCCAGCGACAAGCGCGACGCCGCCAAGAUGUUUCGCAAGCUGGCCGGCACCUUAGAGAAGUCCGCCGACGACCACGACAAGUGA